Momordica charantia (bitter melon) is the source of this 1887-nucleotide messenger RNA. RefSeq names its product purin-rich alpha 1. Gene Ontology annotation, biological process: regulation of transcription by RNA polymerase II. The record is from RefSeq and is a predicted model, not a curated record. Gene Ontology annotation, molecular function: purine-rich negative regulatory element binding; DNA-binding transcription factor activity, RNA polymerase II-specific; RNA polymerase II transcription regulatory region sequence-specific DNA binding. Gene Ontology annotation, cellular component: nucleus. Lineage: Eukaryota; Viridiplantae; Streptophyta; Magnoliopsida; Cucurbitales; Cucurbitaceae.
AAAUCAUCUUCGGAAAAAAUGUUUCUUCUUCUUCAUUCGCUGUCUCUUAAUUCCAACAGUUAAAAGCAAAAAAAAUCCCAUCUAAAAUCGUUGAUCUAAUCCAUUUUUUUCACCAACCCUAAUUUUGCAGAGCCCUUCUGCCCAAAUCCCCAAUUUUCUCUUUCUAUCUCUCGUGGGUCUUACUUCUAGAUCUGCCAUUUUUGAAUUCCCGCUUCUCUUUUUGUUAUCCUGUUAUUGAUGAAGCGAUUUGGCAGAGUUUUGCGUCGAUUUCUGUUGUAAUCAGGGCUUAUUCGUUUCAAUUUCUGUGUUCUUGUACACCCAAUUGGUUUUCUAGAGAGGAGGUGUCCACUAUUUAAAUCCAAAUUCUGGUAUAAGUAUUUCAAAUUUUAGCUGCUUUUUGUAUAUCUAUGUAUUUGUUGUGUGUUUACACACUCGCAGAGGCAAAUAUCGGGGGGAGUUUCAAGUAGGAACCGAGUGAAGGUGGGAGUGGGUGAUGGAGGGCAAUUCUGGCGGAGGGGGAGUGGGAAUUGGGGGAACGACGGCGGGUGCUGUUGCGGCGGUGGGAGGAGUAGCCGGCGGCGGCGGCGGAGGGAAUGACGUGGAGCUGAUGUGCAAAACGCUGCAGGUGGAGCACAAGCUGUUCUACUUCGAUCUGAAGGAAAAUCCCAGAGGCCGAUAUCUGAAGAUUUCGGAGAAGACAUCGGCUACAAGGUCAACCAUCAUCGUUCCCUUCUCUGGGAUUCCAUGGUUCUUAGAUCUCUUCAAUUACUAUAUCAAUUCUGAUGAUCCGGAGGUUUUUAGCAAGGAAUUGCAGCUCGACACAAAGGUGUUUUACUUCGACAUUGGCGAAAAUAGGAGGGGUCGCUUCUUGAAGGUAUCUGAAGCUUCUGUCAGUAGAAACCGCAGCACCAUUAUCGUUCCGGCCGGAAGCAACCGGGACGAGGGAUGGACUGCAUUCAGAAACAUUUUGGCAGAGAUCAAUGAAGCAUCUAGGCUUUUCAUUCUGCCGAAUCAGGAAAAUUCUGAACACUCGGAACGUAUCGUCGGGCUUUCUGACGAUGUAGGUGCUGGCUUCAUAUCAGGACAUAGUAGUCAAUCCGGGCCAAACUCUGACUUGAACGUUGACAGACAAGUAGACUUGUCAGCUCAAGAUGACAUGGGCAAUCUGGGGGUGUCAAAAGUGAUCAGAGCUGAUCAGAAGAGAUUCUUUUUCGAUUUGGGAAGUAACAACCGAGGUCAUUUCUUGAGGAUAUCUGAGGUUGCAGGGGCAGAUCGUUCUUCGAUCAUUCUCCCAUUGUCGGGGCUAAAGCAGUUCUACGAAAUAGUGGGACAUUUCGUGGAGAUCACCAAGGACAGAAUUGAAGGUAUGACAGGCGUGAACGUUAGGACCGUGGAUCCGCCUCAGAGAUGAAUUAUAUACGCCCCGGGGGCUCGUGGUGGGUAAAAUAAUUCCUUCUUUUAAUGUUUGUGUAGAUCGACAUGCAGGCAGAUGGUCGAGUAGGGUUGAAAUUGUGCUGGGUGUGGUUUGAUAUUUUGUUUCAUCUUGAUUUUCUAGUUCAAAGUAUGAAUAAUCCAUCCUGCUAGAUUAGCAGAGCAUAUGGAAAUGCUUGAGAAGCUCAAUUCUUCUUCUUCUUCUUCCAUGAAUAACAAAAAGAGAGGGGAAAGAGAUGGCUUGUAAUUGUCACUUUUAUAAUAAUGUAAUGGUGAGUUCAGGUGUGUUUUGUCCAUUCCAGUUCCCAAUCACUAAUGGACUUUAACUUUCAUUUCCAGCCUUCUUUUGGCUUUGUAGAACACUUCACAGCCUGUUACUGUGGCUUUUGGAGAAAGGGUUUCAACUUUAGGAUUUUUCAAAAGCUGUAGAAUGAAAUGUGGAUAACUUUUUUAUCU